AUGCCGCAUAUGUUCCCUGCAGAAGAAACGUCUCCCCUCCUCAACCCCAAUCCUGAAGCCAGGGGCAGUUUCAACCCUAGAAAAUCUUCAUAUCUUCAACGUCUUAAGCGCCAUCUCGCCACCGAAAUCACCCCCCACGGCACAGACCUCGUCCUCCUCGUGUGCUACCUGAUAACUGGUCUCCUUGACAGCUCCGCGGUUUUUAUCUGGGGCUCCUUUGUGAGCAUGCAAACCGGCAACACCGUGUACCUGGGUCUGGGACUGUCCGGACUAGACGACAGCGGGAAAAGCCAACGGUGGCUGAAAGCACUCAUUUCGAUAUCCAGUUUCUGCAUUGGCAGUCUAUUUUUCGCGGCCUUGGCGCGGAUAUUCCGCAGUUCAAGGGAAAGGGGUGCUUUGAUGCUUAGUUUCGUACUUCAAAUGGGCUGUGUUGCUGUUGCAGCAGGGAUUGUUAGUUUCAAAACACAACCACAUGCUAAGACAGAUAGACUAGGCUGGUGGAAUAGUGUGCCGCUGGCCCUGGUUGCGUUUCAGAGUGCGGGUCAGGCAGUUACGAGUCGGGUUGUUGGGUUUAGCGGGUUGACGAGCGUGGUGCUGACCAGUGUGUACUGUGAUCUGUUUUCGUACUUGGGGGGAGCGGGGCGCGGGAAGAUGGCGGAUGAGUUGAGGCGGCUCGGGGCCGUGGGUGGACUGAUGCUGGGGAUCUCGCUAGGCGGACUAUGGGCGAAGAGUGAAGUUGGGUUAAUGGGGGCGCUGUGGACGGCUGUGGUGCUCAAGGGGGGUAUUGCGGUCGCUUGGUGGUGUUGGAAGGCGGAGGAAGGGGGGCUGAUAGUAGAGUAAAUAGACUACGCUGUACUAUACAUAUAGAUCAGCUGCUUGCGGCAAGCAACCGCAGUCACGGCCACUCCUGAGACCUAUCUUGACUAUUUUAUCCCAU
Messenger RNA from Aspergillus nidulans FGSC A4, 937 nucleotides. Its product is annotated as YoaK family protein. The record is from RefSeq and is a predicted model, not a curated record. Bases 1 to 840 code for a protein of 279 amino acids. Lineage: Eukaryota; Fungi; Ascomycota; Eurotiomycetes; Eurotiales; Aspergillaceae. The transcript has a single exon.